Messenger RNA from Liolophura sinensis, 2580 nucleotides. Its product is annotated as protein mab-21-like 2. Bases 289 to 1407 code for a protein of 372 amino acids. Lineage: Eukaryota; Metazoa; Mollusca; Polyplacophora; Chitonida; Chitonidae. The transcript has a single exon. The record is from RefSeq and is a predicted model, not a curated record.
CUGUGGUGGUACUUGGGCAUAUAAUCUGAGAGGAGCGACAAGACCGACUACUGAGGUAUUACCGUCAAUGACAACCUAACAGCUAGACCUCCCGUGACCUCAGGCGUUGCGCUCCAUUUCUGGUUGUGUGUGUUUCUAGUCGCUCAGAAGUUCGGUCGUGUUGUUUGUAAUAGCCUGUCGCCUAAGUCGUCAGCUGUACGACACGACGUGUAGCUGACUUGCCCGUCCGGCCCGUGUCCGCUCCUCGACUUCAUCAUUCUGUCCCCACCUGUCGCCCGCCCAGCCCAGAUGUAUUCUGAUGGGCUGGGUGCCUUGGACCUGCCUGACAUGAUGGCAGCCCAGUCCAAACUCCUGUACCAGCUCAACAAGUUCAACUCUGACCGGGUGCAAACUCGCAAGGGCAGCAUCGCCAAGACGGUCCGAGAAGUCUGUAAGGUGGUUCAAGACGUCCUGAAGGAAGUGGAGGUCCAGGAGCCAAGGUUUAUUAGUUCUUUGACGGAGACUAACGGUCGCUACGAGGGGGUGGAAGUCAUCUCCCCCACUGAGUUUGAGGUCGUGCUCUACCUGAACCAAAUGGGGGUGUUUAAUUUCGUGGACGACGGCACGAUCCCGGGAUGUGCCGUCCUCAAGCUCAGCGACGGCCGAAAGCGGUCCAUGUCGCUCUGGGUGGAGUUUAUCACGGCCUCCGGAUACUUGUCAGCCAGGAAGAUUCGCUCGCGUUUUCAAACUCUUGUAGCACAAGCAUGUGACAAAUGCUCAUACCGAGAUAUUGUGAAAAUGGUCGCCGACACAACGGAGGUCAAGUUACGUAUUAGGGAGAGAUUGGUAGUGCAGAUAACCCCGGCUUUCCGAUGCGGUGGCAUCUGGCCACGCAGCGGGGCGCACUGGCCCAUCCCUCACAUUCCAUGGCCGAAUCCUAACCUUGUGGCCGAAGUGAAAACUGAAGGUUUUGACUUGCUAUCAAAAGAAAGUAUAUACAUGAAAGAUAAACAGUCGGCUGCCGAAGGCGAUGCUUGGGUCAUUUCUUUUAAGUAUGCCGAGGACAGGCUUUUAUACGGCGGUUCCCGGAGGAAAGUUCUGAGUCUUCUGAAGACGUUACGGGACCGUCACCUGGACGUACCAUCGCAGCCAAUACUCAACUACCACAUGAAAACACUAACUCUUUAUGAAUGUGAAAAGCAUCCACGAGAGGUGGAGUGGGACGAGUCAUGUAUAGGGGACAGAAUUAACGGUAUACUCCUUCAGAUGAUCUCUUGUCUGCAGAACAGGCGCUGUCCACAUUACUUUCUGCCCAACCUGGACCUAUUUAAGGGGAAGUCUACCUCUGCCAUGGACACUGCGGCCAAACAGGCCUGGCGGAUUCUAAGAGAACUUUUAACAAAUCCCCGAAGUUUAGAGAAAUUAUGACUAGGCCUGGACGAGGAGGGGGUUGACAACGCGUCGAAGACCUCUCCAAAUGAGAGCCUGUAAACCUGUAUCUGGACUACAUUCACGCAUACCACAUGGACUAAUCGGCACCGUCAAUGGGAAACAUGGCACUGUGCUGUACCGUUAUAUGUAUGGUCGUAUAUGCUGUUGUCGACGUCGUAUAGUGCUGUGAAGUCCUACGUUGUCGGCAGUCGGUGUUGAAAUUUUGUCUAAGUGCCAUAUAUAAAUAUACAAAUACGACAAUCUCACCCGUGCUGCUUAUGGUGGAACGAAUUCGGAAACAAUCGGUCUUGCUGUGGUGACUCUGUGCAAUUAUUAGAUUUAAAAAGAACAUUAUUUACUUCUCUGCUGGAAAAUUUUACUUUCCCAUUGGCUACGGUAAGCUGAAUUUAUCUGCAUUUUCAGCCGAGAGUAAACAUUAACACUCUCUGGCUCUCUGCAAAGAGGCUGAACUUUUUUUUUUCAAACAAAUAACUUUAGAUUGUGCAAAUUCCUGGUGAGAGCAACGUUUGGUAUUUCCUCUGGAAAUUUGUAAAUUUUACAGUCAUAAAAAUGCUAUCUCUCUUUUCGUGCUGUAUGAACUACAUGAAAAGUUAAAGCAUUGGGCAGCGAUAACUGUAUAUUCCAUUGUUGGGUUUACAAAACAGUUCAUAACUGCGUAAAUUAUAUUUAUCUUAAAAGGAACAUAUGUCGAAAAAAAAAUAUGUAUUUAUUAUGGAUAUAGAAAUAAAUUUAUUGUGAUCGACACGAGAACUUGAAUUGGGAGUAUACGAUCUACGCGGGUAUGAUAUAUAGUAUGGGUGUUUACACAGCUAAGGUUAUUUAUUGAAACGAAUGGAAAUGUAGCUUACAAAGUUACAAGGUCUUCUAAACGGUGUGGUGACAAUGUCCACUAUAAGCUAAAAGUGAAAAUAAACAAAGCAAAGAGGUUUAUUUUGACAGACGGGGUAACCUUACUGUUUCUGGCGAGAGUCUCGACAUGCCAGAAGCCCUGCCGAUGAAUCUCACGCCGCGGAGCACGGGACGUUUUUCUCUGAAAAGACGAAGUCGUGCUAGGCUUAGAAAGAGUGAGCGAACUGGGGGCACGAUACAAAACUUUACUAUACCGGCAUAACUGUACAGCGUGAAUGCUACAAUUCACAUAACUUAACC